Austrofundulus limnaeus is the source of this 1722-nucleotide messenger RNA. RefSeq names its product cleavage and polyadenylation specificity factor subunit 3. Gene Ontology annotation, biological process: mRNA 3'-end processing by stem-loop binding and cleavage. The record is from RefSeq and is a predicted model, not a curated record. NCBI's taxonomy places the organism in Eukaryota, Metazoa, Chordata, Actinopteri, Cyprinodontiformes, Rivulidae. Gene Ontology annotation, cellular component: mRNA cleavage and polyadenylation specificity factor complex. Gene Ontology annotation, molecular function: RNA binding; RNA endonuclease activity; 5'-3' RNA exonuclease activity.
UCAGCAGAAACACGGAAGUGACGAUUUGCGACAAGCUGCGGGUCUCUUGUUGAAGUGACAGCGUGAUGAACGUGUUUGUUUGUUAGUUGUUGUGUUGUUUAUCGCUGUAAACAUGACAACUAAACGUAAAGCAGACGCGACGGUUCCAGCUGAGGAGAGCGACCAGCUGCUGAUCCGCCCGCUAGGAGCCGGACAGGAAGUGGGACGGUCCUGUAUCAUCCUGGAGUUCAAGGGGAGAAAGAUCAUGCUGGACUGUGGGAUCCAUCCUGGUCUGGAGGGGAUGGAUGCUCUGCCCUACAUCGACCUGAUCGAUCCGGCUGAGAUUGAUCUGCUUCUUAUCAGCCACUUCCACCUUGACCAUUGUGGAGCUCUGCCCUGGUUCCUGCAGAAGACCAGCUUUAAAGGCCGGACCUUCAUGACGCACGCCUCCAAGGCCAUCUACCGCUGGCUGCUGUCAGACUACGUUAAAGUCAGCAACAUCUCAGCUGACGACAUGCUGUACACGGAGACAGACCUGGAGGACAGCAUGGAGAAGAUUGAGACCAUCAACUUCCACGAGGUGAAGGAGGUGGCGGGCAUCAAGUUCUGGUGUUACCACGCCGGUCACGUUCUCGGAGCCGCCAUGUUCAUGAUCGAGAUCGCCGGCGUCAAGCUGCUGUACACCGGAGACUUCUCCCGACAGGAGGACCGACACUUGAUGGCAGCAGAGAUCCCCAGCGUCAAACCGGACAUCCUGAUCACAGAGUCGACCUACGGGACUCACAUCCAUGAGAAGCGGGAGGAGCGGGAGGCUCGGUUCUGUAACACGGUGCACGACAUCGUGAACAGGGAGGGCCGCUGUCUGAUCCCCGUGUUCGCUUUGGGCCGAGCUCAGGAGCUGCUGCUCAUCCUGGACGAGUACUGGCAGAACCACCCGGAGCUCCACGACAUUCCCAUCUACUACGCCUCGUCUCUGGCCAGGAAGUGCAUGGCGGUCUACCAGACCUACAUCAACGCCAUGAACGACAAGAUCCGCAAGGCCAUCAACAUCAACAACCCGUUCGUCUUCAAACACAUCAGUAACCUGAAGAGCAUGGAUCACUUCGACGACAUCGGCCCCAGCGUGGUGAUGGCGUCUCCGGGGAUGAUGCAGAGCGGCCUGUCCAGAGAGCUGUUUGAGAGCUGGUGCAUCGACCGGAGGAACGGCGUCAUCAUUGCCGGCUACUGCGUGGAGGGCACGCUGGCUAAGCACAUCAUGACAGAACCGGAGGAGAUCGUCACCAUGUCGGGUCAGAAGCUCCCUCUGAAGAUGUCUGUGGACUACAUCUCCUUCUCCGCUCACACCGACUACCAGCAGACCAGCGAGUUCAUCCGAGCGCUCAAACCUCCCCAUGUGGUGAUGUGCAGCAGGUGGAGGGGGCAGAGAAAAUCACUGUGAGGAUCUUUCAGAGCGUCACUCUGGUUCAUGAAGCCGGCAUGGUGCUGCUGGAGUGGCUCGCCAACCCGCUCAACGACAUGUACGCCGAUGCCGUCGCCACCGUGGUCCUGGAAGUCCAGUCUAACCCCAAAGCUCAGAAGUUUCUGGAAGGCAAGAGGGAAGCCUUCGACAUGGAGGUGUUUAUGGAGCGGCUGGAGCUCAUGCUGCAGGACAUGUUUGGGGAAAACUGUGUGGACUUCAAAGACAGUAAGAACUUGUGUGUGACAGUGGGUGGAGCCACAGCGACGGUUGACCCAGAGACCAGA